GGCGGGGGCGGUGGAAGGAGGAGGUGGAGGAGGAGCCGCGGCGCUCGCGGCCCCGGGUCCCGCAGCUGGGCUCACUCCUCACAUGGGGCCCCCUCGCUUGCCGCAGCGGUGGGGCAGACCCUCGCCGGGCUGCUGAGCGGCCGGGGGGGUUGGCCGCGGGUGGGGUAUGCGGCCAUGAGAGCCCGCGCCGCCCGCAGGCCCUGCUGGCGCCGCCGCUCAGGAUUGUUGAUGUUUUUAUAAAUUUUGGGGCUAGAUCUUCAGUGGAUAUAAGCUUGUGUUCUUACCAGUUAAGGAAUCGGUCUUGGAACACUCAUAGGUGGAAGCUUACAAACAAAGGUUUUGGUGCUCCAGCUACUGUUAUUCCCAGGCUCCAACAAGAGUAGAGAAGACAGCAAAUUACCUAAGAUGUGAGAAGUCCUCCCUUAUCAAAAUAAAACCUUGUUUUCAAAAUGGACCGAAGUAAGCGGAAUUCAAUAGCAGGAUUUCCACCACGCUUGGAGCGCGCUGAAGACUUUGAUGGUGGCGCUGGAGGAGAAGGGACUGUCUCCCAGAUAGGAAGAGUUUGUACAUCUUCCUACAGAGCCCUGAUAAGUGCCUUUUCCAGACUGACUCGUCUUGAUGACUUCACAUGUGAGAAAAUCGGCUCUGGUUUCUUCUCUGAGGUGUUCAAGGUAAGGCACAGAACUUCAGACCAGGUAAUGGCUUUGAAGAUGAACACACUGAACAGCAACAGAGCAAACAUGCUGAAAGAGGUUCAACUCAUGAAUAGACUCUCACAUCCAAACAUCUUAAGGUUUAUGGGUGUCUGUGUGCAUCAAGGACAGCUGCACGCACUUACUGAGUACAUCAACUGUGGUAACCUGGAACAGCUAUUAGACAGCAACCAGCAUCUGCCCUGGACAGUGAGGGUGAAACUGGCAUAUGACAUUGCUAUGGGAAUCAGUUAUCUUCACUAUAAAGGCAUUUUCCACCGAGACCUUACAUCUAAGAACUGCUUAAUAAAACACGAUGAGAACGGAUACUCAGCAAUAGUGGGAGACUUUGGUUUAGCAGAGAAAAUUCCUGAUCACAGCGAGAAGUUACCAGUGGUGGGUUCACCCUUCUGGAUGGCACCAGAAGUUCUCAGAGAUGAACCUUACAAUGAAAAGGCGGAUGUGUUCUCCUAUGGUAUAAUUCUGUGUGAGAUUAUAGCAAGAAUACAGGCAGAUCCAGACUAUCUCCCUCGCACAGAGAAUUUUGGAUUAGAUUAUGAUGCCUUCCAGCACAUGGUGGGAGACUGUCCCCCUGACUUCCUCCAGCUGGCCUUCAACUGCUGUAAUAUGGAUCCAAAGUUGCGUCCUUCAUUUACUGAUAUUGUCAAAACACUGGAGGAGAUUUUAAAUCGCCUGAGAAAUGAGGACUCGGACAGAGAGAGAAAGUUUUUGAAUCUUGACAACAGUGAAAGAAAACCCAAAGGUUCAAUUGAAAAAGGACCAGGAGUAAAACGUUUGAGUUCCCUGGAUGAUAAGAUCCCACCCAAGUCACCCCGUCCUCGUCGGAAUAUCUGGUUGUCACGCAGCCAGUCGGAUAUCUUCUCCCGCAAGCCUUCCAGGAAGAUAAAUGUGCAGGACCCCUACUAUACACCAAACAAAGGGUUAGGCCGGAAAGUUAAUCCCUUCAGUGCCCGGGAGGACCUCAAGGGGGGGAAGAUCAAAUUCUUUGACAUGCCAAGCAAGUCUGUAAUCUCCCUUGUGUUUGACUUGCAUUCCCCAGAGGCAGGUGGAGGCUUGAAAGCCAGCCAGUCCCAGUUCCGGCAGGCGUAUAGCACAGACUGGCAAGAAUUUUCCCUUCUUCCUGGGAGACGAUGCAGAUCACUUCCACUCUCUCCUGAAUUGCCGCACAAGGAAUAUGGCCUGUUUGGGGGACUGUCUUCAACUGUCAGCAGGUGUGACCCAAUCCAGCUAGGUGCCGAAGUUCGGCAAAAACUCCUGAGUAGCAGUAAAUAUGGUGUGUCAGAGAUUCCCCCCUUUCAAGCCAAGCCUCACAGGCCGGAAUUUCUCCCUGCACCAGGACAAGAGGAGGAUAUGGACUGUUCAGAUGGGCCAGUGGCCCAGGAGGAAAAUGGGUUUUGCCCUGUUGAGAAUACGCAUGGAGAUCCAGCCUGUAACCAACCAUUAGUGCUGGCCCAGCCUGAGCCGCUAUCUUACAAAAAGCUCUCAGUUGAGAAUUCAGUGAACUCUGAGGGACGUGGCUCCUCACAAGUGUUUGUGGGUUGUCUCCCUUCUGAAGAGAUGGAGGUGGAAGAUGACCUACUGAAAAAUACUCCUCUAGAAUCUACAAAGCCUCUGUUCAGCGUUAGCCCUUGCACCGAGCUGGAGAGAGAGGCAUGGCUCUUCAGGGAGCAGGAUGGGGACAGUCCUGCCCCGUUGUCUCAGACCUCCUCCAACAUCUCAGCAAGUGGCAGCACUCAGUCAACCUGUGACAUAUGAAGAGAGGGCUCAAACUGAACGUGUCCUUGAGGGAACAGGUGUUCCCAGUCACUUAAACUCUGUUUUUCUAUAGUGCUGGGCUUCGCGUUUGAAAGAGACUCAGCAGAUGGUAGAAACUGGCUGUCAAACAGAUAGCUGCAGACAGCGUCUGGAGAGACUGAUUAUUUUAACUUUAUUUCAAACUCUGCUUAUUCCCUUCCCUGAUUUGCAUUAGGAGGUGGAACUACUCCAGCCAGAAUGGCCAUGUGGGCCCCACAGUCCUUCCAAGAGGCAGCAGCCAGAGCAGGCACCGCGUAAACAGUUUGACCUGGAUUCCAGCAUGGAGCAUUUCAAGGCCUUAAGCUCCAUGUUGGGUAGAAAGAGUGACCCUUAGUUUUUUCCCCCCCUCUUCCUCUGACUGACCAGCUGCUCUAAACCACUGCAGAUUUUUGCAUUAACGUUCUGCAGCUGCACACCUGAGUCAGAGCCUCUGUUUUAGAAACGGGCACAGAGAUCUCUCAGAGCUAUGUUGAGCAGAUAGGAAUGCUCCCUGGUCCCAGAGCUGCUGUGAAUGCACUUGCAGCAUUAAACAAGCUCUUCUUUCAAAAGCAGCAGAAACAAAACCCCUCACGCUGGUGGCAAUCUGCGGGCUGAAUCACAUGACAAAUACUUUGCGAUUAACAAGAAGAAUCUGUUCCCUGGUGUUUCAUUUUCCCUUGGGAUUUGGUAAUGAUGUAUAAUACAUUAGUGCAGGAAAGCAGGAUGUGGUGAGCGCUGCUCUCCUCCUUGCACAGCUCUUCAUGUACCUCAACCCAAAUGUGGAGGAAGAUUUGCCCAGGGCACAAGAGGAGAGCCAUAUUCCAGGCAUUACCAUUUCUGUGCUUCUGGAGAAACUGCCAGUGAAAAGUAAGAGUUUUACUGAGCUUUUGAGGUGUGUGGGCUCUUAUCUCUGAAGAUCUGAAUGGACACCCUGAUCUGUUUUCGUGGAAUAGUUAAUUGAAUACAAUAUCUAGAUAACAGUUGACUACUGCCGCUAAGCUAGAAGGUUCACAUUCACCUCCCUCUCUGGUACGACAUCUGAUCUCCUUGAUUUUACUGCAGUAACAAUGGCUCCUUACUUAAAACCAGUGUGCUUACAGAGGACAGGAUUCCCCUGCUCAGGGGAAGUUGCCAGCAGCGUUGCAGCCACACAAGUGCUCUUGGAGAGGAUAGACAGUAGACUCACAGAAGGGCUUUGAAUGUCAAACUGAAGAAAAUUAGCUUGUCCCUUAUUAACUUUUUUCUUCUACAGAAAGAAGCUGUUGUCUUCAUUGGCUUCUCCUGUCACUGAACAGGAUGAACUUUUUCUUUUUUUCUUUUUUUUCUUCCCUCGGGUACAUGUGAAAGAAGCAGCGGCAUGAGCUUUAAUGCUGCUUGCUGGAACCAGCAUCAGAGAUCCCCGCUCUGGGAUGUGAUGUACAGGAAAGCUUGUCCUGUGGUGACGUUUGUGCACCAUCCUGCCCUUUUCCACUAUUGUUGUCCCAACGACACGGGAUUUUAAAUUAUUAUUUUUUUUAACCUAUAUUAUCAUUCCUGAGGUAUGCAUUGCAUGCCUGCUAAGCAGAUGGUAAUGCAGUGGAGACCAGAAUUUCACCCAGGUAGCCUGUUACACUGUCUUCCUGCUGUCUUGUAAGGAUGGAAAAUGUAAGCUAGUCUCUGAUGGAAGCAAGACUAUUCCUACUGUGUUCCUAUGUCAAAGAAAGGAUGAGGGAGAAAGCCUUAGUUCUUUCUUGGCUGAGAUGCUUAUCUUUCCAGAGGUGUAGGUCAUUAUUCUGUGAGUUAUGACUUCCUCUUGUGAACUAUGCGUUAACCUGAGCAGCAGUUAUCCCCUUGCAGUGGCUGCGAAGAAUUAAAUGAGAAACCCAGUGUCGCCGAGUGACUUAGCACAGUCCAUGCCAGAUUAGGCAGCUGCUAGCAGUUUGAAAGAGAAAAUGCCUAUCCUUACUGAGAUCACGCCUUUUGGCACACACCUCUCUGCCUCCUGAAGGUGCCGAUCCGUAGAGUAGUCUGUCUUGUGUGUCCUGUCUGCAGAGUGCAGAGCAGCUUGUACAGCUGGCACUGUCUGUGUGAAAUUUCCUUUGAGGACAGGGAAACAGUAGAGCUCAAUUGCCAGCUAGCUGCCUGCCUGGUGCCUGCUUUUUUUUGUAUUUUUUCUCUUUUUCUUUUUCUUUCCUCUUUCUAUCUUUUAUACAAUUGUAAUAUUUUGGGAGGGAAACCAUCAGCACCAGCUUCUGUUGUCACAGGAUGCGUUUAGGUGUGUGACUUCAGACAAACAAGCAAUAAUAAGGAAUAGUUUACUUCUGGAUCACCAGGCUGUGAGGAAGCUGGCCGGCAUCCUCCAACUGCCCGCAGCCUCAUCGGAGAGCACACACGCUGCUCUGUGGCUCGCAUUAGCCCUGGUUGUCAGCGCUGACACCCCUUGUCACGAAGCCUGUUGCCCUCUCCAAAGCCUGUGCAGUCAGGCUUGGGAUACCUCUGUGGCACCCAUUACAGUGACCUGUUUUCUUAACACCACUGUCUCUUAAAACGUUUCCCUGCCCUGAAUAGCUCUCUUACAAAGCAGCAUGGCUAAAAUUUUAUUUUCUUAAACAUCUGCUUUAAGGACAGCCAGCUGACAUGCAUAGGGCACAUCUAUCCACUCUUUGAGCUCUUUGUACUGAGGUGGAGAUGUCAGAAAGAGAAAUGCCAAGGAAGAGCGGCUCAGGCCUUUCCUGGAUUCGUGGUCUGCAUGGGAGAAGAGGCACGUGUAGGAAACUGGAGCAAAAGGCCAUUUUAAAAUAGCUAAGUGCUUGCUAAACCCCAGUGUUUCCAAGGGCCUGGAUGCAGUCGGCACUCGCUACGUCUCAUCCCUUUGGUUGCGUAAAGCUGAAUCUAGCUUGCACCUAGUGAAUACUCCUAGGUUUUCUGCCUACCUGAGGGUGCUUUUCUACUGGGGGCCAUUUUCUGACAGCUACUGACGAACACCUGGUCAGCAGACUCCUUGUUUUAUAGUGAUGUGACAAAGUUUUAUGGUGAUUGGAUUUUAUCAUGAUUUUUGACUUUCUUACGGGAGCAGUUCUUGCUCUUUUAAAACACUUUCUACACAUUGCUAGGUGCCCUGAAGAGAUCAAAGAUAUUUUUAAUUCACUUUAAAUCUUUCUAUGUUGAAUUCAUUUAAAUGUCUGUUAUAAGCUAUUUUUGUUGAGGUUGCAGGUUGAUAAAAUGCAACUUAAGAGAAUGCAUGUGAAUUGCUGCCCCUCAAAAGCAGUGCAGACAAGGGGCUAUAGUAGACUUAAACUUGUUGGAGAGGCAUUGAUGUAUUAUGUAUAACAGAACAUUGGUAUUUUUUGCCAGUACAACUAAAGACACUUGAAUAAUUCCUGUUUGCACUUAAUGCUAUUGUUUAUAUUGCAUGUCACUACAUUUCUAUGCAAAAACAAAUAACCUUUUUUUUUUUUUUUUUGGGAGGAGGGGCAGCCAGAUAUUUGAUUAAGUAUAAAGAUCUUUGCGAGAUGAUCUAUUUUCGUAUUUAUGAAGGAGUUUUACGUCUUAAUAUUUUGCAGUCUGUAAAUAGCUCAACUUGUAAUUAAAGGCUUAGGAAGAAGUUUGUAGCCUGUGUAUAAUAGUAAGUUAACACUGCCAGAAAAAAAAAAAUCUUUGCAAAACAACUUUUCUAAUAUUGUGGAUAUUUAUGAAUAUGUAAAGAAAGCACGUCUUGUUUUUAUGUUGAUUGACCUUCUGACUUUUUUUUUUGAACUAUAGAAAUGGUGUAUGUUUUAUUGGAACUGCAAUAAGAAGUAACCAAAGAUGAAUCCAGUUAAAUAUUUUCGUAAUUUUUUCUUGGUCAGGUUUUGUAAACUUUCCCAACUUGCUUUCAAAAUAAAAAUAAAAUCAA
Messenger RNA from Chroicocephalus ridibundus (black-headed gull), 6360 nucleotides. It is a transcript of the gene TESK2, whose product is annotated as testis associated actin remodelling kinase 2. Lineage: Eukaryota; Metazoa; Chordata; Aves; Charadriiformes; Laridae. The coding region runs from base 450 to 2468 and encodes 672 amino acids. The record is from RefSeq and is a predicted model, not a curated record. Gene Ontology annotation, cellular component: cytoplasm; nucleus. The transcript has 12 exons. Gene Ontology annotation, molecular function: ATP binding; protein serine/threonine kinase activity. Gene Ontology annotation, biological process: protein phosphorylation; actin cytoskeleton organization.